Peniophora sp. CBMAI 1063 is the source of this 3630-nucleotide messenger RNA. The record is from the annotation of a GenBank genome assembly. NCBI's taxonomy places the organism in Eukaryota, Fungi, Basidiomycota, Agaricomycetes, Russulales, Peniophoraceae.
AUGUCCAUCGAAAUUCCCGCUAUUGAGGAUCUAUCACUCAAUCUGGAUGCGGACUUCGACCUGGACGCGUUUCUCUCUACGCUUGACGUGCCGGUUCCAUAUCAACCCGAACCCUCCGCCGUGCCGGACGAUAAGUGGGGCUUUGACCCUCGAUGCUAUAACCCUCGCAAGAGUACGGACGACUGGUGGAGGCGAUACGAGGCGGACCGGUCACGGAAGUUCAGUCAUCUCGAUAUGGCCAUCCAGUCAAUGCAGGGCGCAGUCGAUGCGCAACAACAGCAGAGCGACUACAGUCAACUCCUCUUUGACCUGGGGUAUCGGCUUAGAACUCGAUACGAAGUCGGGGGUCAAGCCGAUGACCUCGACAACGCAAUCUCAGCGUUUAAGCGCGCUGUUGAACUUACUCCAGAUGAUAACCUCGGUAAAUCGGUACGCCUUCAUGAGCUGGGGAAGUCGCUCCUCUCGCGUUUUGAUCGCACGGGGGAGACAUCCGAUUAUGAGGCUCUCGCGGUGGCGUUUGACAGCCUGAUUGAUCGAUCACCGGAUGACGACCUCUUCAAGCUCAAAGCUCUACACAACCACAGCGCUGCCCUUAUAACUCGAUUCGCAAGGACUGGCGACAUCCGAGAUGUCGAGCGCUCCAUUGCCAUGCUUACGCGCGCGUAUCGGCUAGUGCCAGACGGACGUCCUGGAAAGUUGAUAAUCUGCAGAACUCUUGGUGGCGCAUUACUGCAGCGCUUUGAGCGUGUUGGAGAGCUCGACGAUGUUGAGCAGGCCAUCUCUGUGCAACGUUGCGCGGUCGAGCUCACGCGGGAUCAUCCCGACCACCCCUCCUUUCUCCUUUCGCUUGGCGUCUCGAUCCUCACGCGCUUCGAGCGCCAUGGAGCGCGUCACGACCUUGAAGAGGCCAUCGAAAUGCAGCGUCAUGCGCUCGAGCUCACGCAGGACGGUGAUCCUGCCCAGCCGACGCGGCUCAGCGAGUUAUGCAUAUCGCUCGUCAAGCGCUUUGAGCACACUGGGAAUAUGGACGAUCUCGAACAGGCCAUCUCCUUCGCCCGUCGCGGCGUGGAGCUCGCGUCUAAUGAUGGCCGUGCAGACAAAGGAGGCCUAUACAACAACCUUGGCUGCUCGCUCCGCACACGCUACGAGCAUACCGGCGACCUCGAAGCUAUCGAGGAAGCCAUUCUCGUGCAUCGUCGCGCUGUCGAGAAGACAUCAAACAGCCAUCCCAGCAAGUUCUCACGCUUAAGCAAUCUUGGCAACUCGUAUCUCUCACGCUACGGCCACACUGCGGAGCUCGCAGACUUGUGGGAAGGCGUCCUGGCUCAUCGUAGUGCGGUUGAUCUCGUACCGGAAUGCCACCCCAAGAAGCCAGUGCUGCUCGGUAAUAUAGCCAACGCUUUGCAUGCACAGUUCAUAAGGCAUGGCAGUUUUCCGGAAGAUCUUGACGAGGUCAUCUCGACACGCCAACACGCACUCAAGCUGGCCUUUCAAGAUAUAUCUCUCACGACAUCCAUCUUGGAUCAUCUCUGCAUGGACAUGCGUUCUCGUUUCGAGCUCACCGGCGAGCUAUCCGACAUCACGAGCGCCAUCUCUGCAGGGGAACGCGCUAUUGAACUCAGAGGCCCAGACUCAUGCUUGAGCUAUGCCGCUCUUGCUGGAUGUUUCCAGUGCCGUUUUGUAUGUGCUGGAGAUAUCGAAGAUGUCAAGAAGGCCGUCUCGUUAUAUCUCAUGGCCGUAGAUCUUGCCCCUGACGUCGAUACGCGGUCAGGAACAUUGCUGGCGUGUCUCGGUGACGCGCAAGAACUACUUUUCGAGUGUACUCAGGAGCAAACGGAUUUUGACGCUGCUGUCAAGUCGCUCACAGAUUCCACUCUGCAUCCCGCCAGGAGCGCUCAAGCACGCUUGAACUCCGCUGAAUCAUGUGCUAACAUGCUCUCAACGUAUCCCACGUUCAGCACCAUCGAUGCUAUCCUAGAUGCGCACUCGCGCGUCAUCGACAUCCUUCCUGAGAUCGCAUGGCUUGGACACAACAUCAGUCGGCGCUAUGACGAGACUUCCCGCGUCGGAGCGCUCAUGAGCGCCGCUGUUAGUGCUGCCAUUACCGCCGGUGCACUGAAGAAGGCAGUGCAGUGGCUCGACGCCGGUAGAGCACUGAUCUGGAUGCAGGUUCUGUCGUUGCGCACGCCGCUCGACAACCUACAACUGCUCCACCCACGUCUAGCGGAGUCUUUCCGCGAUGUGCAACAGCAACUACAAUCAACCGUGCAGAGCACCUUCAACCCCGACGUCUAUACAUUCGAUUGGAUCGACGGUCCCGCACACACGUCUGGAGAAGAUACCCACCGGCGACUUGCCAUUGAGCGGGACAAGCUCUUACAAGAGAUUCGAGGUUGCCCGGGCUUCGAGGACUUCAUGCUUCCCAAGAGCUUUGAGGCUCUCUCAUCGUCGCUGAAGCUUUCAAGCGGCUUCCUUGUCUUGAUCAACGUCCACACGAGCCGCUGUGAUGCCAUCAUCGUGCAUGGCGAUGGGGAGAUCAGUACCAUCCCGUUAGAAGAGCUGUCUGUCGAGCGUGCAUAUUCCUUGCAAUCGCUCUGGGAUGAAGGGCUUGCAGGUUACAGAUCGCGUGCAUCUGCCACCUCGCCGCAGGACGCUCUCGAAGGCGGUGGUCUGGACCUGGUUCCCGCCUCCGCAGUAGCACUUCACCGGCAUACUUCGCGAGUGGAGGAGGACGAAGGUGGCCUCUUCGUCCGUGUCUUGGAAUGCAUUUGGACAUGGAUCAUUGAUCCAGUUCUGCAAGCUCUUCAUGUCACAAAGCAGGUCCACGACGGCAAACUGCCACACAUCACUUGGUGUCCCACUGGACCGCUCAUGCAGCUCCCUCUCCACGCCGCAGGCAUAUAUAACGACCUUAACGGUCCGCGCGCCUACAACCUCAUCGUCUCGUCGUACAUCCCUUCACUCUCGGCUUUGGGGCGAUGCAUCGAAGGCACGAUCAAAUCGAACAUCACCCCAUCGGCGCUCGUCGUGACGCAGACAGCAACACCUGGACACUCUCCGCUGCCUGCCGCUGAAAAGGAAGGCGCCCGUCUGAAGCAUAUCCUGGAUGCGGAGGGCAUAGCGAGCGAGGUGUACAACCAUAAUCUGGCCACCGUUGAGUCUGUCCGGUCGGUGAUAGCGAAACAUCCUUGGGUACACAUCGCGUGCCAUGGCUCGCAGAAUCGAGCGGAUGCGACCAAGAGCGCAUUCGCGCUUUACGACGGUCCACUGACCCUCGCGGACCUUAUGCGCACUGUGGCUGAUGACGCUGAGCUCGCGUUCUUGUCAGCCUGUCAGACUGCUGUAGGCGACACGAAGACGCCAGAGGAGUCCGCGCACCUCGCGGCGGGGAUGCUCGCCGUCGGGUUCAAGGGCGUCGUUGCGACCAUGUGGUCGAUCCAGGACGCAGACGCGCCUGUGGUUGUCGAUGCGUACUAUAAGAGGUUAUUGGCGCUGAGAAGCUCGGGUGAGCUCGGACGAGGGGAGACGGGUGCGGCGUAUGCGCUGCAUGAGGCGACGAGGGUCUUGCGGGAGAAGGUGGGAGAGAGCAACUUCUUGCGUUGGGUUCCGUUUGUGCAUUUUGGCGCUUGA